AUGUCUCAGGCCAAGUUCGACAAAGCCGUCUCCAUCAUCCAGAGCCUUCCCAAGGACGGCCCCAUCAAGCCUACCCAGGAUGAUCAGCUCAGCUUCUACAAGUACUUCAAGCAGGCCACCAUAGGUGAUGUGAAUACUGCGCGUCCAGGCUUGCUCGACUUUGUUGGCAAGGCGAAGUGGGACGCAUGGAAGGGCGUCGAGGGCACGUCCAAGGAGGACGCGAUGACGAAGUACGUCGAGAACCUGCUCGAGAUGCUCAAGAAGGCGGACACGGAGGAGUCGAAGAAGCUCGUCGCGGAGCUCGAGGCGGCAUGA
Epithele typhae is the source of this 315-nucleotide messenger RNA. RefSeq names its product Acbp from Moniliophthora Perniciosa. Gene Ontology annotation, molecular function: fatty-acyl-CoA binding. The transcript is spliced from 5 exons. Bases 1 to 315 code for a protein of 104 amino acids. Gene Ontology annotation, biological process: fatty acid metabolic process. The record is from RefSeq and is a predicted model, not a curated record. NCBI's taxonomy places the organism in Eukaryota, Fungi, Basidiomycota, Agaricomycetes, Polyporales, Epitheliaceae.